Carassius carassius (crucian carp) is the source of this 2031-nucleotide messenger RNA. Its product is annotated as glycosylated lysosomal membrane protein-like. The record is from RefSeq and is a predicted model, not a curated record. Gene Ontology annotation, cellular component: lysosome. The transcript has 6 exons. Lineage: Eukaryota; Metazoa; Chordata; Actinopteri; Cypriniformes; Cyprinidae. Bases 39 to 1229 code for a protein of 396 amino acids.
AAAAAGAAGAUCCAUCCAUUUUUGUUCAGAGUGUAAACAUGUUUGGGUGUUUAGGAAAAAUUAUAACUUCUGUUUUAUUCGGUGUGGCUAGUUGUAUAGUUUUUCUUCUGACACGCGGUGAUAUGUUUCAACGGAAGGUGUCUGUAGAGUUGAAUCCCGGUCUGACUCCUCCGUGGGUUCUUCCUCCUGGAGUGAAUCUGGUUCAUGUGCGAGGUCUGGGGCAAAGUGACACACUUCACUUCCUGCUGUGUAAUCAUGGAGCUCCAGCACUGCUGAUGGUCAACACUUACAGCCCACAGUCAUCAGUGCAGGUGGACUGGCCUUCCUUCAUCAACCGCAGUUCACCCAGCAGCCUGAAGGUGGAGCCGCAGACCAGUGUGCGGUACAGCAGAGCACUAAUGUUCACCAGAGUGUGGGAGUACGAUGAUGUCCGUAACACCGCCGACCCCCAGCAGACCACAGAGUCCAGCUUUUACCCUCCAUACGAGCUCCAGAACUUCAUCUGGUCUGACCCAAAGAUCACUGUUAAUCAGUCGGGUAUCACGGUAACACUGUGCGGUGGAGUGAAAAUGGAGAGUUUCGUCAACGGCUCCCUCUGUCUGCAGUUCUCAGCGUUUGAGUCAGUGGGACGUGAUCAAAUGUGGCCAAAUCUCCGUCAUAACGCUAACUCCUCGCAGCUGCGUAUGUGGAUGGACAGUGUAACGCCGCGAGGAAACCACUCCAGAUUCGCUCUGGAGUUUCAGUCUGUUGGAGACUCAGUAUUCCGGGAAAGAACUUAUGACAGCACCUGCAUAGACGAUGAGUACAAACCCUAUUUCUUUCAGGUGUCUAAUUGGGUCUCGGUUCCAGUAAAUGGUGACAAUGUGUGGGGUUAUAAUCAGUGGAAACCUGUGGCGUAUCGUAAACCAGAACCGGACCCCACACCCUGCACACACUCCGAGCUUGUGUCCGUGGACCAGAUCCCUCAGUCCCAUCUGGUACAAGCGUAUUUCAUAAAAGAUCCUCAGACUUACGGCCUGAACAUCAGCUUCGGCAUCCCUGGAGACCCAGUUUUUUACAAUGACACCAAAUACAUCAGCUGGACUGUUUUAAUGGGCUUGGGUGUACCUCUGGGCAAUUCAUUCUACAAUUUACACAUUGCCUUCAUACCCAUUGGAAUUGUUAUACUGCUGUUCAUUUUCGCAGUUGAUUGUGCUUGUAAGAGGACAUCGGGCUACACACGAAUCUGAUGUUACUAGCCUCGAUCUCAUGCUCACACAAAACAAUUAGUGAUGAGGUAUACUGAUCACUGAGAGGACCACUAUAAACACCUUACUGUUAAUUGGAUGACUGACUUAAAAUUUAGAAAUAACACAAAAAAUUAUCUGGAUGGGUCGGUCUUUUUUGUUUAAAAGGAUUACAUAUUGAAUUUUUCUACACCUUUAUACUUAAAUAUCAUAGGCUGGACAACCACAGAUCAAACCUGCAAGUGCAAACUAAUUUUUUGCUUUUUGUUUUCUUAAUACAAUUUUUCAUGCAUAUGGUUGUUUCAUGCAUAAUUCUGCUUGUAAAAUCAAUUAAAUGAGACAGAAUAAUGACAACUGCACACAUUUUAAAGACUUAAUAAACGUUUUCUCUUUAAUCCUGAAAUAUAUGCAAAUGUUUUCAUAAUUAUUAAGAACUGCACUAAGCAAGGUUCUCAGUAGGGAUGCCCAAAUCCUAAUUAUGAAUGAGAAAAAUCAUGGAUAACGAAUAAUACAUUCUACGGAGCCCCUAAAGGGACAUGGCUAGUCUUGCUGUGGUAGCCAGUCAUAUUACAGUACUUCAGAUUUCACUUAUCACUUGAGGAUAGUAAGGAGAGAGAGGAUUGACAGGAUGAGGUCGAAGGAUUUGAUGCAGAACAGGUCCUGAGUGUCACUGACAAAUAUCUUGUAAAAUCAGUACCUCCUAAAUUCAUACCCUAGGUUAUAUAAUGUAUUUACAACUUAUUAAUUAAAUGUUUAUUAUUUUAUAUUAUGCAUAGCUGUAAAGCGUUAGAUAGAUAGAUAGAUA